Phaeodactylum tricornutum CCAP 1055/1 is the source of this 243-nucleotide messenger RNA. RefSeq lists its product with no specific name. The transcript has a single exon. The annotation marks the transcript as partial. NCBI's taxonomy places the organism in Eukaryota, Bacillariophyta, Bacillariophyceae, Surirellales, Neidiaceae. The record is from RefSeq and is a predicted model, not a curated record.
GGAAAUGUAGCACCCGGUGGCAAUGCGGCACCCAGGGGGAAAAUAGCAGCCAGUGGCAGCGCGGUUUCCAGGGGAAAUAUGGCAUCCUGUGGCAGCGCGGUUUCCGGGGGACAUAUGGCAUCCAGUGGCAGCGCGGUUUCCGGGGGACAUAUGGCAUCCAGUGGCAGCGCGGUUUCCAGGGGACAUAUGGCAUCCAGUGGCAGCGCGGUUUCCAAAGGCAAUGCAGCUUCCAUUGGCAACGCU